AUGCCACGCGGUCUUGCCGGCUACGAAGAAAUACGCCCGGGGGAAAAAGGGGUUGAUACGUAUAAUAAUAGUCAUAAGAAUGGCACCUAUGUACCGAUAAAAAGAGGAGAGACGAGUCGGGUUCCACUGCGGAAUCGGGGAUGGGUGCAGAUACUUAUAGUUGCAUUUUUGUCUCUGGUGUUUUUUGGGAUGGGGACAGCGGUUGGAAGGAGGUUUCCGAGGGGGGAAAGGAGGUGGGGGUUAUUGGCACCUCCAGGAUCAAUGAAAGAAACUUGGUAUCCUAAUACUACAUUUUCUAUGAAACCGACGCCAGAAUCGGAAGCCGCUUGGGGAUCUUUAAUGCCGGUGGGCAGAGGAUUUAUUUAUCGACCCGAGAUAGCACCAAUUGUAAAAAGUGUCUCGCACGGCCUCCGCACCUCCUACUACGAUCUACACUAUCAAAUCGCGCGCGCAGCCGGUGCACCUAUCGACUCAUUCCUUGAGCAAAAGGCGGCACAUACACAUAUAGAGACUGCGCAUCAAAAACAUUGCUUUGAUUAUUUGCGACGUGCGAUAAUGUGUGCAGCAGAUACUAAUUUGGAGUAUGUUGAUCCAGUUACGGAUGAUACAACAGGGUGGGGGAGUGAGAGGGUUUGUAGAAGUUUCGAGGAUGUGAAGGGGUGGGCGGAGAAGUGGGCUAAUGGAACGGGUGGAGGGAUUGCUUAA
Molecule: messenger RNA, 705 nt
Organism: Botrytis fragariae
Lineage: Eukaryota; Fungi; Ascomycota; Leotiomycetes; Helotiales; Sclerotiniaceae
Exons: 4
Coding region: 1-705 (234 amino acids)
Biological process (GO): mycotoxin biosynthetic process
Source: RefSeq, a predicted model, not a curated record